UUGAAAAUUUUGAAUUUUUUGUUUUGGAAAGAAUUGCGACAAUAAACUCGUCCCUUUAUCAUUUACUUCUAAUUGGUUGCACAUAAGUUAAUGCCAAUAUGGCCCUUUCUCCGGAGAAAGUGUCAGAACUAAAGCAAAUCAUCCAUACGCAUCUUUCUCAGAUGGAUGUCCAAUCCCGCAUACGCGACAUUCUGUCGGAGAACGUGAGAGGAGAUGAAGUCCUCCACCCUGACAAUUUGAGUGAGGAAGAGCUACUAUUUGCACUGCGGCAGAAAGGCGUGGUUGACGAAGUAAUGCAACAGCUGCAGUUUGAGCGUGCAGAGAAACCUUACGAUGAGAUGGGAUAUGGGCAUGCCCAUAAACGGGCAACUCACUUCGUUGAUAAAGAUGAAUAUGCUACCAGUGCUAAACUGAAAUAUUUAUUUCCAGCCAAUGUUGACCCAACCAGGCGGUACCUCUACCUGCAGGUGAGUGGUGGGAAGGCUUUCCUUGAACACUUUGAUGAACCUGAGCCUCUGCCCGGUCAAAUAGCUGCCACUUUCACCCUCCAUAUUCAUUUCCGGGGUCAGAGGUUUCGAUCACGUCCUGUGCCUUGCGCGUGUGAACCAGCCAUCCAGGAGGGAUUCCUACUUGAAUUACACAAAGAUUCAUCUGGAGAUGGUUCCCGGAUGGCCAACAAUACCACCAUGCUGUCCAUCUGUGAUCCAGUCCAUCUGGUUCUGGUCAAGACAGACGUGAAUGGUGACAGCCACCUUAUUGCCUCGCAUAACCUGGAGUGGAGGAGUGCACUCACGUCCAAACAGAACAGAAUCAACACUGCCAUAGAACUGAAAGGAGUUGGUGCUGAAAACAAAGUCCCUGUUGGUCUCCUGGAAAUCCAAAUGCAGCUUAUCCCAAAAACGCCCGAAGUCUUGGCAGGUGACAUCAUAACGGCGCAGAUCAGUCUCGAGCGAGGCAAACAGGCAGAACGGGAGCGUCUUUUUUUGGUUUACGCCAAACAGUGGUGGAAGGAAUACUUGCAGAUUCGUGGGACACACAGUCAGAGGCUGGUGAAGAUAUUUGCUCAGGAUGAGAAUGGUACAAACCGCCCAGUCUGUUCCUAUCUGAAGCCGCUGAGAGCUGGUAGGCUCCUCGACACCCCUCGUGAAUCGGCACGAUUCGUCAGUUUGAUCGGUUACGAGAAAGUGUUGACUGUCGGAGGCGGUGAGAAGGGAGAACAGUGGACAACCAUGCACGCAUUCCUGUGCAGGAAUAAGGGGGACUGUGAAGACCAUGCCAUUCUCUUGUGUAGUCUUCUCCUUGGUUUUGGCCUUGAUGCAUACGUCUGUGUGGGAACUAAGGCAAAGGGGGCAGCACAUACUUGGGUUGUCACGAUUGGACCAGACGGGCUCAUCACAUUCUGGGAAAGUUUGACAGGACACAGGUAUAUCCAUCGUGCAGUGAACCCAAAUGAUCCCCCAGCUGUACCACAACCUAAGGCCAACCAUCCGUACAGAACCAUAGGAUGUGUGUUCAGUCACCAGGCAUUCUAUGCAAACUGCCAGCCGACAGACAGUGUGGACGUCUGCCUAUUUGACCUCACCAAUGAGUCACAAUGGAAGGCAAUGUCGGAAGAUGCCAUCAGGUCUGUGUGUGGCCUUGGGGCGAGUCCACUCUGGCCCACACUUCCCCCUCUCUGUGCCCCAACCCUUGAUGCUGCCCUCAUCAGCAAUGACCUUGAGCAGGAAUUGCGGUCUCUUGUCUCACAGCACCGUAGGGACCAAGGUCUUGGCACACUCUGGGACGACCAACUGAGCUACUUAUUGACUCCAGCCCUGGCAGCUUAUGAGACCGAGCGCGUGACUGGUCUGUCAGUGGGUAAUGAGGAGUUCCAGCAGGCCAUUCGGAGAGCUGUACCAGAUGGGCAUACGUUCAAGGGAUACCCCAUUCAGUUCGUACAUAGGAAUCCAAGGAAGGCUUUUGCCUCUUGUUUAAAGUCGCCUGUUUGUGAUGAGAUCAUCAACUGUCGAGGAGAUCACGUCCGAUUAGCCGUGCGGGUGCGAGUUUACACGUACCCUGAAUCAGCGGCAUCUGUUUGGGUCAUGUUUGCUUCAAAAUACAAGUCGAUUUUGUAAAAACUUACGACGUUAAGGACAUGUCGAAAUACGAGUUCAUUUCAUGGAAGGAUGAGUAUUGCAGGUGUUCAGUUGUGAUUAGUCACAAAGUUUUAGAUUCUAAUGUGAGUGGGAAAUAAAGCAGGAGUUUUCACUAGUGGACAUAUUGAGACACAAGUUCAUUUCAUUGAUAAGUGCAUCAGGUUUGAUUCUUCUGAACUGAGUGGAAAAAUGGGGACCUUCUGCAGACAUUGAGAACACUUGGAUAGUGAGACACGAGAACAUUGACCUUUAGGACUUUGAGAACCUUUUGGACAUUCUUUGUGGUCUUUUCAAUAAUCUCUGCUACUGUUAUACUUUCCAAUUAGGUUGUCCUUAAAGACAUCUGCUCCUGGACAAUCUUUUGUUUGACAGUGGUACAGUGUUCUUGGACAACCCGUCAUAAUGUGACUUACUCUUGCCGAGGGCUAUGCAUCUAGACCGCCUGAUUUUGUCAACCGAAUGGCUAUCAGAUAUGGUGCAACUUAAAAGCCUUUGUUUUGUUCCUUAGCCUGUCUGGUUACAGGCAAAGAUAAACUCCAAGUAAGCCAAAGUUGGAUAAUAAAGGUGAUCCUGUCACUGAAUAGUCUUCUUAACAGCUUUUAUAUCCAUUUUGGUUUGUUUGAAGUUUGUCCGGUAUUUCUGCUGACUGGUCAGCGUAGUUUAUACCAAAUAAUUUUGAAAAAGGCCCCGAAAUAGUUUAGAUUUUGGUGCAGCCAUGGGGGUUGUUCAUCUCCUGAAAACUACACUAUUUUGGGUCCGACGGUUUCAUAAUUUUUAUGUAAAAUAAGAUUAAUAGUUCUGGUAGUGAGUUUAUAGUGAUAAAGUAUGUAGUUAUAGCCAAAAUAUAUUUAAAAUUAGUGAAGAAUUUGUGAGGAAAUAGUGACACACCUACUGUUCAUGCACAAUAAUGUUUUCACUUUGGAGAUCAAGACUUCAAAGGGAUGUGAUUAUUAUAUUUUGUACUUAGAAAAUAAAAGA
Molecule: messenger RNA, 3113 nt
Organism: Lineus longissimus
Lineage: Eukaryota; Metazoa; Nemertea; Pilidiophora; Heteronemertea; Lineidae
Product: centrosomal protein of 76 kDa-like
Exons: 11
Coding region: 99-2114 (671 amino acids)
Biological process (GO): regulation of centriole replication
Cellular component (GO): centriole
Source: RefSeq, a predicted model, not a curated record